AUAGAGGAUGAAAGUGGAAGUUAAGAAAAAAAAAACCGAAUAUUCGUAUUUUAAUCGCCGUUUCUUUUCUUCUAUUAGCUUCUGUUUCGCAAGAUCACGACUUCUAUAUAAUAAUAUAUAAGCUCGCCGUAUAAUUUUCUUGCCGGGAAUAAUCUCCGAUCAUCGUCGGAAAUUUCCGAAUUGUUGUAAAAGAAGUCCAAUUUAGGCUUUGGAUCCUCAGUUUAAUUUAUCUGGGACUUUUGGUUGCUGAAAUCUCUUUCGGGUUUUGUCCUAAUCCUCAUUAGUUUGGGUUUCGUGAGUCUCGUUUUAUAAGAACAUGGGACAAAAGAGAUUGUUGUUCUUGCUGGCAGUUUUUACUUUUCUUGUUUCAUCUUCAUAUGGUAGAGGUGUUCUCAAGUUGAAGAGCGAUGAUGAUCGACCUGUUUACAACCAUACGCUUGCCGUCACGCUUGUGGAGUAUGCCUCUGCGGUCUAUGAGUCUGAUUUGACAAAACUCUUCACUUGGACGUGCGAAAGAUGCAAUGGUUUGACAAAGGAUUUCGAAGUAAUAGAGGUCAUAUUUGACGUUGAACACUGCUUACAGGCGUAUGUUGGGGUGGCUAAGGAUUUGAAUGCUAUCAUUAUUGCAUUUCGGGGAACUCAAGAACACAGCAUACAAAAUUGGGUCUCAGACUUGUUCUGGAAACAGCUCGAUCUGAAUUACCCUGACAUGCCAGAUGCAAUGGUGCACCAUGGCUUUUACAGUGCUUAUCACAAUACAACUUUACGGCCUGCGGUUUUGGAUGCAAUAACACGAGUGAAAAAAGUCUACGGGGCGAACAUCAACAUCAUAGUGACCGGUCAUUCAAUGGGAGGAGCCAUGGCUUCCUUUUGUGGUCUAGACCUAGUUGUAAAUGAAGGUGAAGAAAACGUACAGGUUAUGACAUUUGGGCAACCUCGUGUUGGGAAUGCCGCUUUUGCAUCUUAUUACAGUUUGCUUGUGCCCAAUACCUUCCGGAUCACGCAUGACCGUGAUAUGGUUCCUCAUCUGCCUCCUUACUAUUACCAUUUCCCUCAAAAAACAUACCACCACUUCCCAACAGAGGUGUGGGUGAAAGAUUUCAGUUUUUCGAAUUUUGUUCUUUUUGGUUUGGAGAAAGUUUGUGACAACACUGGUGAAGAUCCUACUUGCAGCAGAUCGGUAAGGGGAAAUAGCAUUUCUGACCAUUUAAGGUACUUUGGGGUAGAGUUGAAGUGUGAGAGUUGGAGACAGUGCAGCAUAGUGAUGAAUCAAGAUAUGGAGCGUUACAGCAGGAAAGAUUCAAGGGGUAACUUAUUCCUCUCGCGGACAGUUCCUCCUAAGGACGUAGUCAAAACAAGUUCUCUAUCGAAAACCGGAAUCUCUAGUCUGUAGGUAUAUGUUGAUCUCAAGUCUUGAACAAGAGAAAGCUCGCUGGAAGAGGAGGUUUGGGGGAUUCAAUGUGUGGAGGAAGAACAAGGGUUCUUUGAUUCUUUGUGAUGGCAAGAGAAGGUGAAAAAAUGAUUCUGUAAAUAAAUCCUACGUUGGUAGCAUGUAAAAUCUUUUUCAAUUUAAAUGUGAAUGAAUAAUCACAUUGUACAGUAGCAGAUUCCGAAUUCUUUAAAUUUGUAUCCAUCAAUUUCUUCUGUCAAUUAUUAAUCAAAGUACAAACAUCAUUUUACUU
Arabidopsis thaliana (thale cress) is the source of this 1682-nucleotide messenger RNA. Its product is annotated as alpha/beta-Hydrolases superfamily protein. The transcript is spliced from 11 exons. The record is from RefSeq and is marked reviewed. The coding region runs from base 317 to 1393 and encodes 358 amino acids. Gene Ontology annotation, biological process: lipid metabolic process. NCBI's taxonomy places the organism in Eukaryota, Viridiplantae, Streptophyta, Magnoliopsida, Brassicales, Brassicaceae.